Dicrocoelium dendriticum is the source of this 477-nucleotide messenger RNA. Lineage: Eukaryota; Metazoa; Platyhelminthes; Trematoda; Plagiorchiida; Dicrocoeliidae. The record is from the annotation of a GenBank genome assembly.
AUGGUGGUUUUAUCGAUGCUCCACAAUUACAAAAAAUUCACAUCUCUCCCUAAAAAUGCUUCUCUGCAACUAAACUCCUUUAUCAAAUUUAAGAUGGCUCUGGUCAGCGAGAUCGCAAAGGAAGAAAAACUGAACUUGGAUGCCCCUGAUGGAGAGGAUCACUGGCCACAGAAACCCGAGGUGAAGCAAUGCGAUUACGUCAACUUGCUGAACCGCGUCAGCCUCAUCGAGAGCUCUAUUGUUUCCGUGGUGCAACACUUAGACAAUGCCCUGAAGGAGAUGAGAAGAGUAGAAGAAGCGAAGCUUAUCCGAAUGGAUACGAUGACGAAGCUCAUACGAACUGUUUCCGGAACUGAACCGGAGGAAAGAGCAGAAAAGCUACAAGAAAUUUUGGAUGACGGUCUACAACAGUAUGAAGAACGCAGCGAACAGCAGAGUGACUCGCUGGUGCCAAAGGAGUAAAUAUUAAAGGUGUGU